Mucor mucedo is the source of this 741-nucleotide messenger RNA. RefSeq lists its product as uncharacterized. NCBI's taxonomy places the organism in Eukaryota, Fungi, Mucoromycota, Mucoromycetes, Mucorales, Mucoraceae. The transcript is spliced from 4 exons. The record is from RefSeq and is a predicted model, not a curated record. The coding region runs from base 1 to 741 and encodes 246 amino acids.
AUGAGUAAUGAACGAGAUAAUUUAGACAAGUUAUUGCUUGUUUUUGUUCAUGGUUUUCGAGGUUCAGAUACCAGCUUCAAGGACUUUCCGAAUAGACUUCAGACCAUUCUUACAAACACAGUCAAAGCCGAUGUGAAUGCUAUUGUUUAUCCAUCUUAUAAAACGGCUGGAGAUCUUCGAGUUGCAGUAGAUAAUUUUUCGACCUGGUUGUGCAAUGAAGUUGCCACUUUACAGCAGGAGCUUGAACGGUUCAAUAGUACCGGGAAAAUCAUGGUUGUACUAUUAGGUCAUUCCAUGGGUGGCAUUGUCUCCGCAGAAACGAUUUUACGCUUUCACGACAAUAAAAACAAUGAAUUGCUUGGCGCCAAAAUUAUUGGCAUGAUUGCUUAUGAUACGCCGUUUUAUUCCAUCAAUCAAAAUUUUGUUGCGGAUAAAGCUUGGUCAAGUGUCGACCAGAUGAAUAAAGAAGUUGGACGAUAUUGGAAUACAGGUAACUCGGCUGCUGCUGUGACAGCAGCGACGGUGACUACAAAAGCGAUUACUGCGGGCACAAGUAGUAGUAGUAGUGCCAGCAAUAGUGUAAAGAAAUGGGGUCUGUUUGCUGGUGUCUUGGGGGCUGCUGCUAUUGGGGCUGCUGCUUAUAUGGCAAGAGAUCAGAUUUCGGCUACUAUCUCUGAGGCGUUCGACCAAUUGACCUUCAUUAGCGAUUUGACAGACAUGAAUGGCUGUGAUCAGAGGUAA